Branchiostoma belcheri (Belcher's lancelet) is the source of this 1488-nucleotide messenger RNA. RefSeq names its product deleted in autism protein 1 homolog. The record is from RefSeq and is a predicted model, not a curated record. Lineage: Eukaryota; Metazoa; Chordata; Leptocardii; Amphioxiformes; Branchiostomatidae. Bases 1 to 1488 code for a protein of 495 amino acids. The transcript has 2 exons.
AUGCAUGUAGCCACCAGAACAGCAAGGAGACUGUGUCGCAAGUUCCCCGGCUGGUUUCGAGUUCUGCUCCUUCUCAUUACGUUGUUAGCUCUUGGUUUCUCAGUGAGCAGCUACUGGCAUAGCAAGGGUGGAGCAGGAAAGAGACACACAGGCGAGGGAGACAAGAAAUUUGCAGAGAGGGAGCUUCGAGCUAAGACGACGGUGCCAGAACUUAGAGAACUGAGGGACGAGGUUCAUGGGAUUUCAAAGGAACGUGAAUAUACAUUGGCCAAGGAAGCUGAAGCAAAAUUAGACAUUGCCAAGGGGAAGCCUGAAGAACCUCAGACAUUCAAAAGCCUCCUGGCGGCCGAAAAAUGUCCUGCAUGUUUUGGAGACUCGCUCUGUGAGCAGGCAGAUGCAGGUGUCAUCACAGUGGACGUUGCCAACAAAGAACUAGAGCACAAAGGGGUCUACUUCGGACGUUUUAAAGAUACAGAUAUCGUCGCCAAACGACUGGCAGGCACGUCUGCAUGGGCGCAGUUGGACCAGUUCAUAUGCCAGAGCGCUAGCUUGCCCAACGGUUGCGAUGUGUCUAAAGUGAUCUCUACAACAGUACUAGUGACAGAUGAUGCUCUACAACUAUCAUGGCUACGAGAAGCCUGGCGCAUCGCCCACACCGAUCGCCAGAUAGCACUGGAGACUUGCAUAACUGCUAAGCUACUUGAGGAGCUUAAGAAAGUGUACGACCAGAAUCUAGAUGGGCAGUUGAGUAAGACCGAACGAGCUUAUAUGAUCACAUCUCUACUGAUGAACCCAGAGGCUGCGGUACUGAACUAUUUGACGACCAGGUCUGAGAGAAACUGGCCCUUCCCUCAGUACCUGGGGGCCUGUGGACGAGUUAUCUUUGUAGAAAACGGUGGGAAACUCCUUGAUGCCAGUCUCGAGUCUCCGUGGAAAGUAAGGGCAAACCUAGCCCUGCAGCUCUUGGACAUGAUCGAAGCAUUCCGAAACGGCGACCCCGAUUGGAUCGUGAUGUUCCUCGAUUUCCGCUUUGAGAACUUUGCCGUGGACAGAAACGGGCGGUUGAAUCUGAUCGACUUUGAUGAAGUCGUUCUGGUCGACAGAAAGGAAAGCAGCGGCGUUGAUGAGAAGAAAGAACCGUUCAACUUUGAGGAUUUUAAAGAAUUUCUUUCUGUAAUAGAAAAAGGCGGUCUUUGUUUGCAUGUGUCUCGGUACUCUGAUGUGAUGUAUGCUUUAGCCUGUGUUCGCUUGUUGUCUUACCUGCCUGAACACCGGACAAAACUUAACCCGAACAAACUAGUGCAUAACAAACAGCGUCCGCUAGAGGGCGCAGUCAGACCACCUGGGCUACUAUGGGGGCCACCGGAACAUGAAGCAAAGGCGUUAGAACCGUUACUGAGAGGCUGUGUGUUGGAAAAUGUAGCAGGAGGUCGGCUGAACGCAGUUGAGGGACUGAAGGCAAUUCUACGGCGGAAUGUAAAAGGAUAG